Messenger RNA from Durio zibethinus, 5408 nucleotides. Its product is annotated as RAF-like serine/threonine-protein kinase 20. Gene Ontology annotation, molecular function: ATP binding; protein binding; protein kinase activity. Lineage: Eukaryota; Viridiplantae; Streptophyta; Magnoliopsida; Malvales; Malvaceae. Gene Ontology annotation, biological process: signal transduction; protein phosphorylation. Gene Ontology annotation, cellular component: cytoplasm. The record is from RefSeq and is a predicted model, not a curated record.
GCACAGAGAGCCCACCCAAGCACCAAAGUCCACCUCAUUGAAGUCGAACUUGUCACCUUCUUCUCUUUUUAGUUUCUUAAAUAAUCCAAAUCCUUCCCAAAUAAUACGAACUCUUUUGGUUUUGACGGAAAUUUUGCAUGAAACCAUCCACGUGCCUUCACUCCUAAUCUCUUUCAUUUUCUCUCAUUCUUUAAUUCCUUACAACUUAAGGAAAAAAUACAAGUCACUGCCAUUUUCAAUCCCCUUCAGUUUUUUCGAGAAAUUAAAACCCCCCCCCCCCUCCCAGCAUCCGGAAAAGAAAAAGAAAGAAAAAAUUCCAUUAUGAAUUUUAUUUUUAAAACAAAAUAAAAACCAAAAGACUAAAUUCCCACGGAGUGAGAUAGAGAGAGGGAGAUUGGAAGCAGAGAGACAAAAAGAGAAUUUGAUAGAAAGAAAAGAUUCAUCGAAAGUGCAUAAGAAAAGCCCUGAAUCAAAGGCGGCCCAGCCCUAGCACCAACACCGAUCCAGUAUCUCCGUCUCUUCUACUUUCAUAUUAACUCUCUCUCUCUCUCUCUCCCCGCUUGAAUCUGGUACUUAUUAAUCUGCCUUUUUUCUUUUUUGGUGAAUUGUUUCUUUUAGCUCUGUUUGUUGCUUUUAGAAAAGACCCUUUUAUGUAAAGGAAGGUUUAUUGCUGUUUCUUAGAGCUAGUAUGUGAAAAUUCUAGUAUAUUUUAAGGAAAGGAACAAAACCCAGAAAAAAAAAAACCCUAGCUUUAUCUCUUCUACACUUGAUUUACACUACAUUUAAGCUGAUGUCCCAUUUUAGCUGAACCCUGUAUUAACAUUAUGGCAUUUGAUCAAAACUCAAUACCAAAAGAUCUAAGACCAUUGAAUGAAGUUAGAACUGUAACUGAAGAGCCCCGCAUUACGGCUGCGGUGGCAGCUACUAGUAAUGCCAAUGGCAGAAAGAUUGAAGGAUUUUUUCCCAACCCAUCUCGGGAUUCUGGAAAUCCUGGUUCUACGUCUGUGUUUUACCUGGCAUCAGUGGCUGAUGCCGGUUUUGUAGGUUUAGGGUAUGGGAAUGCAAUGCCCUUGGCACCUGGUGUCCGUGCAUGGAGGCCUCACAUGCCGGUGUCAAUGCCUGUGCCUGUGCCACUGGAUCAUCCAAGUAUGAACCCUGUUGUUGGGUUUGGUUAUAAUCCCAAUUUGAGCAAUAUGGUGGUUGCUAAUGCUGUGGAUCAGGUUAGUAAUGAUGUGGCUGGGCAUGGUUAUGGUCCUAGUUUGGGCAAUAGGGGCGGUGGGAAUGGGAGUGAUCAGGUGAGUAAUGAUAUGGUGCCAACAGGUUUUGGACAUAGUUCCAAUGUGGGAAACAGGGGCAGUGGCAAUGCGAAUGAUCAGUCUAGUAAUGAAUUAUUAGGUGGGCUUGGUUAUAAACCAAAUUUAGGACUUAGUAGUAAUAGCGGUGGGGCUGAUCAGGUCAGUGAUGAGGGUGUGGAUGAUUCAGUUUCAGGGAAAAAAGUUAAGAUUUUGUGUAGUUUCGGGGGGAAGAUAUUGCCUAGACCUAGUGAUGGGAUGUUGAGAUAUGUCGGGGGGCGGACAAGGAUUAUUAGUUUUAGGAGAGAUGUGGGCUUUAAUGAGUUUGAGCAAAAAAUGGUGGAUAUAUAUGGGCAACCUGUGGCUAUUAAGUACCAGCUUCCUGAUGAGGAUCUUGAUGCAUUAGUGUCCAUUUCAUGCUUGGAUGAUCUUGAUAAUAUGAUGGAUGAGUAUGAGAAAGUGGUUGAAAGGUCUUCAGAUGGUUCAGCUAAAUUAAGGGUAUUUUUGUUUUCAGCUUCUGAACUUGAUCCUUCUGGUAUGGUUCAAUUUGGUGAUUUACAUGACAAUGGGCUGAAAUAUGUUGAGGCAGUGAAUGGUAUUGGAGAUGGAGCUGCUGGUGGCAUCACUAGGAAGGAAAGCAUAGCAAGCAUGGCUUCAACACAGAAUUCUGAUGUUAGUGGUACUGAGGCUGUUGAUAGGAUAGAUGCUGGUCAAGGGGAUGUUAGAGGGCCUCCAUCGACAAACAUGUUGUCACCUAGUGGGAAUUCAGCUACUUUUCAAGACACUGCUCCAAAAAUGAUGGCUGUGGAUCCUAAACCUGCUGUUUAUGCAGAUGCUUCUGCGCUUCAUUUAGGAACUCCAGUGGUUAGGUCUGGUCCUCCUCAAACAUUGUCUUCUCAACCUGAGGCUGAAUCCGAGAGAAUGGUGCCCUUUACUUCGACACAGCAGCAAUUGGGAUAUGAUUUGCAGCAGCACUUUGCAUCUACAUAUAUUGAUCCUCAUCAUGAAGUUAUUAACCAUACUGAUUACGUGCAUCUCGAGCCUCAAAUGGGGUUCUUGAAUACUAAGUUGGUGGGAAAUACUGGUCCUGUAUUCAGCCAACAGCACUUUCGUGAUAAUGAUACCCCUCAUCAGUUUAUUACUGCUUUGCACAUGACAAUGGCUCCCUCCACUUCCCUUGUUGGUAUUAGACCAGCACUGGUUCAGCCACUGUUGCAACCCCAACAAACUCCUUUGGAGCGUUAUCCUGAUGAAAGCGCAUUUGGAACGAGGGUAGUUCAGCUUCCUGUUAAUCAGAGCCACAAUGUUUAUCAGGCCCAGCUUCCAUCAGCAAUGGUUGGAGGAGGUUCUGCCUGGCAUCAUAUUCCACAAACUGAGCACGUUGUCUUUUCAGAUGGAUCAUUGCCUCGGCACCAAGUAGCUAUUCCUGAGAAGAUACCAAGGCUAGAGGACUGCUUUAUGUGUCAGAAGGCAUUGCCACAUGUACACUCUGAUCCUUUGGUACAGGACCAAAGAGAUAGUGGUGUAACACCUAUAGUAAAUAAAAAUUCAAUUUAUCAUAGUCUCCAUCGAGAAGAUGCUAUGAGAAUUUCAUCAGUAAACAGAGUUGUAGUGACUGGUCCAUUAGGGGAUAGCAUCGCUGAACAAGGAGUAGGGAUUCGACAGCUUGGUCACAUUGAUCAUCAAGUUGGAGCACUUCAUUCAGAGGCAGUUGGAUUCUCUCAAGGUCUUGAUUCACAAAAUGAACAUGAGAGGAUUAUUUCCCUUAAAACAGAUAAUUCUAAUCAUCCUAGGAUCCCAGCAAGCCAGGGUAUGACAGGUUUGGCGAGCGAGUUACAAUCACCAUAUGUUUUGCCAAUUCAAUACCAGUUUAAACAGGGGGUUCCACACACUGGGGCAAUUGGCGUUCAAGCUUCAGAACAACCAGUGCAUGAAGCCUCAAAAGAAUAUCAUGGCAAGCUUCCUGCUUUCCCCAAAGAAGAUAUUGUAGACCCUAACCAUCUGAUCUCAAUUGAUGGGAUGAUGGAGACUUUUCGGAUAAGCAAUGAGCAGAGUAAUUCACCUGUUGAUAAAGCCAGAAUUGAAGAUAUCUUGAAUGAGAGAUCUCCACAAAUAGUAGGAAGAGAGAUACUUUUGGAUAAUAUCUUUAGCAAACCAAUGGACUCCAAUGAGAUGGUUAUCUUGGGUAAUGUAGUAACACAUGCACAAUCAAAAGUUGGAGCCCAAAACUUGGAUUCUGUUGAUGUUCAGUAUGGGAACGCUCUGUUUUCUGGUGUUGAGUCAGCACAUAAAUUGGAUGAUGUUUCAUGGUUGCAACAGAAGGUUGUACUAAACGACACUGAAGCUGCCCCUUUGAAUGGUGACGUCCAAACUUCCUUGUCACCAUCCAAUAGAGGUGGAGAUGUAUUGGAGUCCUCCAACUCCCUUUUUAGCAAUCAAGAUCCUUGGAAUUUACAGCAAGGUACUCUUUUUCCUCCUCCUAGACCUAACAAAAUUCAAACAAAGAGAGAAGGAUUAGCUACUACAGACCCUUUUGGAGAGAAACAGGUAGUAAUUAGUGGGGAAUCUAAUUCCCAAUUGGAAGAUGAAGUUUACCAGCCAUUAGGCCAUGUAAGCAAGAAUUUCAAUUCAGACCACACACGGUCCACAAAAGGCUCAGCUGAGGAACUUAUCAAGAAAGAACUACAAGCUGUUGCUGAGGGAGUAGCUGCUUCUGUUUUUCAGUCAUCUGCCUCUUCCAAUCCUGACUUAUCAACACAGGUCAACGUGUCUGGUUACGAAGUUAAUCAAGACACAGAUGUUUCAACUAGUGACAUUGAAAUGCAGCAUAAAGCUAAAGUUGAGGAAAUCAAGAUGAAACAGCCUGACAGAACAAAUAUUGGUUUUCGAGUUUCAGAUGGCAUUGGUCGCUUGCAGAUCAUUAAAAACAGUGACCUUGAAGAGCUGCGAGAGCUGGGUUCUGGCACCUUUGGUACUGUUUACCAUGGGAAGUGGCGCGGUACUGAUAUUGCAAUAAAACGAAUCAAUGAUAGAUGUUUUGCUGGAAAACCUUCUGAACAAGAACGCAUGAGAGAUGAUUUCUGGAAUGAGGCGAUUAAGCUUGCUGAUUUGCAUCAUCCUAAUGUUGUGGCUUUCUAUGGUGUUGUGCUUGAUGGUCCUGGUGGCUCUGUGGCAACAGUGACCGAAUACAUGGUUAAUGGUUCUUUAAGAAAUGCUUUACAGAAGAAUGAGAGGAAUCCUGAUAAGCGUAAGAGACUCUUGAUUGCCAUGGAUGUGGCCUUUGGAAUGGAGUAUUUGCAUGGAAAAAAUAUAGUGCACUUUGAUUUGAAGAGUGACAAUUUACUUGUCAAUCUUCGAGAUCCUCACCGCCCAAUAUGCAAGGUUGGUGAUUUGGGCCUAUCGAAGGUGAAAUGUCAAACUCUGAUCUCAGGUGGCGUGCGCGGAACACUUCCAUGGAUGGCACCAGAACUUCUAAAUGGCAGCAGCAGUCUUGUCUCAGAGAAGGUAGAUGUGUUCUCAUUCGGUAUUGUGAUGUGGGAGCUUCUCACAGGAGAAGAACCAUAUGCAGACUUACACUAUGGGGCUAUUAUAGGUGGAAUUGUAAGUAAUACACUACGCCCACCAGUUCCAGAAUCAUGUGACCCUGAAUGGAGAUCAUUGAUGGAAAGAUGCUGGUCAUCUGAGCCAUCAGAGAGACCAAACUUCACUGAGAUCGUGAAUGAGUUACGCUCAACGGCUGCAAAAAUUCCACCUAAAGGACAAAACCCACAGUAAACAACCCAAAGUUUCAAAAUGAUUUUUGGCAAUCUGGUCACUGUUGGCAUCUCAUGUUUCAUUUGCAUGGCAGUUGGAAUAUACGUUGUAAAUGUGCUUGGCAAGAAUGUAACACAGGGAACUAAGGUUUUUUUUAAAAUUUUUCCCCACUGUUAAUAGAAAUUAUACUAGCUUGAUUGUGUUGCACUUAAAAUUCCAUUUCCAUAAAAAUGGUGCUUAUAAGAAAUUUAUUGGUUAAUUAUGUUGAAAUCUUACAUCACCUGUCAACCAAACAGCUUGUUCAAUUGUUUGCAUUUCCAGUUUCUUCGACCUAAAUUCUCUGUUCUCAAGCUUAGAAAUGUG